CCGUGUCUGAGCCAGAAAGGCCGCUGGUCAAAAGGCUCCGUCACGGCGCCGGUCUUCUCCUUUGCUCCCACAUGUCCUCCAAUAUCGCCGUCAGACCGUGUUAUACUAGAGACACAAAGUCAAAUGCACACGCCCAACCCGCCCAACCCGCCACUCGCCAGGUCCUAGCAGCGCUGCACCGUCCACCGUCGCCAACAACCCGCUCCCGGCUAGCGGCUCCCACGGCGACCAGACCCCGUCAGCCUUCCCAGUCGUCGUCUCCACAUCUACCUGCGCAUACGCCUGGCCGGCCUACCAAGCGCUACUUUCGCUCUGCUGCACCACCCCAUCAUCUCCAUCGCCUAGUCCAUCUCCAUCUCCGUCUUGUCCCAUCCUUUUCUUAUCCCGCCGUUCGCUCCUCGUCUCUGCCACCUCACCACGCCCUCGCAGCCCACCCCAGCCCGUCGCUUGUGUUCCCUCGCCAGCUGCCACUGCCACUACUUAUUACUCGUCGUCUUCGGCCUCUCCGCACAGCCAAGCCCUGCCUAGUUUCAGCGACGCGCGCCCGCCAGACGCCCCCCAACCUAAAGCGACUCGUCUGGUUUCACCUCUUCUUUCGGUGCGCACACAGCGUCUCACCUGUCCCCGGCAGCCCUACAAACCGCCUGCCGCCUCUGUCCUCACCUACCACAGUUCGUCUGUGCCCGAAAAGCAAGUCUCUCCCCGCCAAACACGCCUAUAUCCACACGCUUUCAGCCGCCGCCAGCGGCUGAUACUACGGCCAAAAUUACUCACCACGAAGCCCGCACAUCCCUCCUAGGAGGCCAACCUCUCAGCCGCAAUUACCCACCCUACGCUAACAGCACCUACCAACAACAUUAUCAACAACCGCCCAACCUGGAUACCCAGCCCGGAGGCUAUCACCAUCGUGAGGGCUUCCCCACGACUCUGCCGCCGCCCGUCCGACGUCCACCCAGAAUGUACAUUCCCAAC
Bipolaris sorokiniana ND90Pr is the source of this 972-nucleotide messenger RNA. RefSeq lists its product as uncharacterized. Lineage: Eukaryota; Fungi; Ascomycota; Dothideomycetes; Pleosporales; Pleosporaceae. The coding region runs from base 72 to 752 and encodes 226 amino acids. The transcript has a single exon. The record is from RefSeq and is a predicted model, not a curated record.